AUGGGCUCCUCCUCCCGCCGACGGCAAUGUGGCGGUGGCGGUGGCGAUGCUCUGUUUUUCCAUUCUCGCCACCUCCUCCUCAUCCUCAUGUGUUUCAACCUGCUCUCGUCGUCAUCAUCAUCAGCAGCAGCUGCAAUCGCAUCAUCAUGGCCGUCGGUAGACGGCGGAUUCGCCUCCGGAGCAAUCGACCUCGGCGGCGGCCUCCACGUCUUCCAAACCGCCUCCUUCGACCAAAUCUGGUCCACCCAUCAGGGCGGACCGGACGAUUUGGGCGCCUCCUUCUUCGAGCCUACCCAAUUGCCUCCCGGUUUCCACAUGCUCGGCACCCACAGCCAGCCCAACACCAACCCUAACCCUAAUCUCCACGGCUGGAUCCUCGCCGGGAAAGACGCCUCGACCGCCGACGCACCAGCAGCAUUGAAGCCGCCGGUCGAUUACACCCUAAUUUGGACCAGCUCCGACGCCGUAAUCGACCAACAAGAAGGAGGAAUCGCCUAUUUCUGGCUCCCGGUCCCGCCCGCCGGCUACAGAUCCGUCGGCCACGUCAUCACCACCUCCUCCCCUGACAAGCCCCCGCUCGACAAAAUCCGCUGCGUCAGAUCCGAUCUCACCGACCAAUGCCAGGCCGACGCGUGGCUCUGGGGCCCAACCGACGCCGGCGAUCCGGAUCUGACUGGAUUCAACGUUUUCAACCUCCGGCCUGGCAACGGAUCCGACGCCGCCGGCGUCCCCAUCGGCACAUUCGUCGCCCAAUCCUCCGGCCUUCCCGGACAUCCAACUGUCGUGGCCUGCCUGAAGAAUCAGAAUUCCGUCAACGGGUCGGCAUCUUCGAUGCCGAAUUUAACGCAGGUGGAAGAACUAUUCAAAACAUACGCUCCCUGGAUUUCUCUCCAUCCCGACGAGGAAUUCCUCCCGUCCACCGUCGAUUGGUUUUUUGCAAACGGAUCGCUCCUAUACGAGAAAGGGAAAGAAUAUAACCCGACCCCGAUCGACCCGAUUGGUUCGAACCUCCCGCAGGGAGGUUCGAACGAUGGGGUAUACUGGCUCGACCUGCCGGUCGAGUCGUCGGAUAAAGAGAGGGUGAAAAAGGGACAGCUGGCAGGCGUGGAGGUGUAUUUACAUGCGAAGCCCGCCUUGGGGGCCACAUUUACCGACAUCGCCGUGUGGGUUUUCUACCCGUUCAACGGGCCGGGGAGGGCAAAAGUGGAAUUCAUCAAGAACGUAAAGCUCGGGAGGCUCGGGGAGCACGUGGGGGACUGGGAGCACGUGACGCUCCGGAUCAGCAACUUCAACGGGCUGCUCCAGAGCGUCUACUUCUCCCAGCACAGCGCCGGGUCGUGGGUCGACUCGGCGGACCUGGAGUAUCGGGGCGGGUCGCGGCCCGUGGCGUACUCGUCGCUCCAUGGGCACGCGAUGUAUCCCCGCCCCGGGCUGGUGCUGCUGGGUGGCGGGGAGAAGAUUGGGAUUCGUGACGACACGGCGGAGGGCGGGGCGGUGGUGGACACGGCGGCGGGGUUCGUGGUGGUGGCGGCGGAGUAUCUCGGGAAGGGCGCGGUGGUGGAGCCGUCGUGGUUGAAUUACAUGAGGGAGUGGGGCCCGAAGAUCGAUUAUGACGUGGAUGAGGAGCUGGCAGAUGUGAGGAAGUUGCUGAUUGGGAGGAUGAGGGACGAGUUUGAUAAGAUGGUGAGUGGAUUGCCCAAAGAGGUGCUUGGGGAGGAAGGGCCCACUGGGCCCAAAGUUAAGGCCAGCUGGGCUGGGGAUGAAGUUUAG
Molecule: messenger RNA, 1770 nt
Organism: Linum trigynum
Lineage: Eukaryota; Viridiplantae; Streptophyta; Magnoliopsida; Malpighiales; Linaceae
Source: the annotation of a GenBank genome assembly